Andrographis paniculata is the source of this 1316-nucleotide messenger RNA. RefSeq names its product GDSL esterase/lipase At5g33370-like. Bases 75 to 1166 code for a protein of 363 amino acids. The transcript has 5 exons. The record is from RefSeq and is a predicted model, not a curated record. Lineage: Eukaryota; Viridiplantae; Streptophyta; Magnoliopsida; Lamiales; Acanthaceae. Gene Ontology annotation, molecular function: hydrolase activity, acting on ester bonds.
UGUGUUUUUCUUCUUACACUCACACUUCACCUCUUCUUCUUCUUCCCUACACUUUCUUGAAAUAUUCUUUUACCAUGGAAAUCUCUCCCUUUCGUGUCAUUUUCUUACUUGUUCUAACAUUUGCCAACUUUAAGGUGCGCGUACAGGCGAGGGCCUUCUUCGUUUUUGGCGACUCCCUUGUCGACAACGGAAAUAACAAUUAUCUAGCCACCACGGCUCGGGCAGAUUCACCACCCUACGGCAUCGACUAUCCUAAUGGUCGCCCCACCGGCCGCUUCUCCAACGGCCUUAACAUCGCCGAUAUUAUUAGUGAAAAUAUGGGUUGGGAAUUUACAUUGCCAUACCUAAGUCCAGAUUUAAGAGGGCAGAAACUACUGGUUGGGGCCAACUUUGCUUCUGCUGGAGUUGGAGUUUUGAAUGAUACUGGGGUCCAAUUUGUGAACAUAAUAAGAAUCCACGAGCAGCUGAACUACUUCGCGCAGUACAAGGAGAGGCUGUCUGAGCAGAUCGGAAAGGGAAACGCAGACAGAGUUGUGGCAGAGUCAUUAGUUCUCAUCACUUUGGGAGGAAAUGACUUCGUCAACAAUUACUAUUUGGUCCCAUUCUCUCUCAGAUCUCAGCAGUUCUCUAUCCAAGACUAUGUCCCCUUUGUCGUCUCUCACUACAAGACCAUCCUCCAGAAAUUAUACAAUUUUGGACUUCGCCGGAUUCUGGUGACCGGAACCGGUCCUUUAGGAUGUGUGCCGGCGGAGUUGGCGUUGCACAGCACAAACGGCGAGUGCGCUGAUAUAAUUCAAAAUGCCGCAACACUAUUCAACCCACAGCUACUUAGUCUAAUCGAAGAACUCAACAAAGAAGUUGGUUCUAAUGUCUUUACUGGCGCUAACACCAACAAUAUAAAUUUCGAUUUUGUGGACAAUCCUCAAAAAUAUGGAUUCAAAAACUCGAAAGAUGCAUGUUGCGGACAAGGACCGUACAACGGCUUAGGCCUUUGCACUCCAUUCUCGAAUGUGUGCGACAAUAGGGAAGACUAUGUGUUUUGGGAUGCAUUCCAUCCGACCGAAAAGGCGAACCGUCUCAUUGUUCAAGGUUUCUUUAAUGGCUCCGGUGUUCAUAUGCAUCCGGUGAAUCUUAAUACUAUGCUGGCUUUGGAUUCGAGGGCUUGAACAGGGCAGGACGAUCGAGUUUCCGCUAUUUUUAGCUAGGGGCAUGAAAUGAAAUCUUGAUGAAUAAACAUUGGAAAAUCUCUUUACUUCAUGUUCAUGUUCAUGGCUCUAAAAAAAUAGAAUUAUAUCGAUCCGCUUUUGAAUUUUAAA